GCCAACGGUGCCUUUUUUAUAUCCUCCUUUCUGAUAGGAAUACAGCGCCAUCGUCUUUCACCUCUUCUUAUACUGUUAUACAAUCUGAUCUCUUUCCUAGAGCCUGCCAUUGCAUUUGCAAUUGCUUAUUGAGGCCGCACCUUUAGCAAUUCAAGAGAGCUAGGCUUCCGCUCACUGACUCUUGGUUUGGAAUAUUAUAUUGAUUGUAGAACGAUCCAUUAGGGUUUUAAUUGUUUUCCCUGAAAUUAAAGCGGUUGUUGAAGCUUGAUUCUAGGCUAUGGGAGAAGCCUUGUCCGAUAUUUUCGAGCAAACUGAUAUGAUAGGCGGCACCUUGCCGGAGGACUUAUUUAGCAUCCUCGACACGUUCGAGGACACCGUCAGUAGUGCUAAAGAGAGAGCUUCCAUUGAAGGGAGCAACUUUAGUCCUAAAGUGACUCUGGUUUCUCCCCGAGUUGGCUCAAACUCCAGGCCGCUCGAGUCCGACGAGGGCCAAGCUCCCAAGAAACGCAAGUUGGAUUCCCCACGGGCUCCGGCAGACUUGGGCAACCAGGAUGGACAGCAGAAGACGACGCACAUCACUGUGGAGCGCAACCGGAGGAAGCAAAUGAACGAGCACCUGUCGGUGCUGCGCUCCCUGAUGCCUUGCUUCUAUGCCAAGAGAGGAGAUCAAGCAUCCAUCAUCGGAGGAGUAGUGGAUUACAUCAAGGAGCUUCAGCAAGUGUUACAGUCGCUGGAGGCCAAGAAGCAGAGAAAGGCCUUCAGUGAGGUGCUAAGUCCAAGACCGGUCUGUUCCAGCCCCAGGCCACCACCAUUAAGCCCUAGAAUGGCCCUCCCAAUAAGUCCAAGAACUCCCCAGCCGGGAAGCCCAUACAUGCCAAGGAUUCAGCCACAGCAGCAACCGCAGCAGCAGCAGCAGCAGCAGCAGCAGCAGGGCUACCUCUCCCCUACGGUACUGCAUGCAGCAGAGUCAUCUCCUUCCUUUAAUAGCGCCACCACCACCGCCACAAACGCCGAGAUCGUGGCAGCAGCCAACUCGCAGUCGCCGGUGGCGAAGGUGGAGGUGAAGUUCUCGGGGCCGAAUGUGAUCCUGAAGACGAUCUCGCAUCGCAUCCCCGGGCAAGCUUUCAAGAUAAUCACGGCGCUGGAGGGCCUCGCUAUGGAGAUACUCCAUGUGAGCAUCAGCACCAAUGUUAGCGACGACAUCAUGCUCAACUCGUUCACCAUUAAGAUCGGAAUUGAAUGCGAGCUGAGUGCCGAAGAGCUUGCGCAAGAAAUCCAGCAAACGUUCUUGUAACAGCAAGAGUUGUCUCUCUAAAUUUCUCCUAUGUAUCUGAAGAUGAAACUAGCUUGUUGGUAGCAAAGAGAAUGGGGGAGGCACCUACAAUCAAGUCCAACUCUAAUUAUUAAUUAAUUAGUCAGGAAGUUAAUUAAUGAUGACCAACUAGUACUGUUGUUAUUUCUUCAUGUAAUCUGUUGACUCAGUUCUAUGUUUUAAGUAUGAUUGAUUAGCAUUGGAAGUUUUUGAUGAGGUAGAAUCGAGAAGAAGAAGAAAAAUUAGCUAGCUAGG
Messenger RNA from Zingiber officinale, 1567 nucleotides. Its product is annotated as transcription factor SPEECHLESS-like. Gene Ontology annotation, cellular component: nucleus. Lineage: Eukaryota; Viridiplantae; Streptophyta; Magnoliopsida; Zingiberales; Zingiberaceae. The record is from RefSeq and is a predicted model, not a curated record. Gene Ontology annotation, biological process: stomatal complex development; positive regulation of DNA-templated transcription; guard cell differentiation. Bases 278 to 1294 code for a protein of 338 amino acids. Gene Ontology annotation, molecular function: DNA-binding transcription factor activity; protein dimerization activity. The transcript has 3 exons.